Messenger RNA from Gorilla gorilla gorilla (western lowland gorilla), 3792 nucleotides. Its product is annotated as putative myc-like protein MYCLP1. The transcript has a single exon. Bases 16 to 1089 code for a protein of 357 amino acids. The record is from RefSeq and is a predicted model, not a curated record. NCBI's taxonomy places the organism in Eukaryota, Metazoa, Chordata, Mammalia, Primates, Hominidae. Gene Ontology annotation, biological process: regulation of DNA-templated transcription. Gene Ontology annotation, molecular function: protein dimerization activity; DNA-binding transcription factor activity.
AGCAAGCAAGCCAACAUGGACCGCGACUCGUACCAGCACUAUUUCUACGACUAUGACGGCGGGGAGGAUUUCUACCGCUCCACGACGCCCAGCGAGGACAUCUGGAAGAAAUUCGAGUUGGUGCCGCCGCCCUGGGACUUGGGUCCCGCAGCCGGGAACCCAGCUCUCGGCUUUGGUCUCCUGGAACCGUGGCCGGUAGGGUGCGCUGGGGACGAGACGGAAUCCCAGGACUACUGGAAAGCUUGGGACGCGAACUACGCCUCCCUCAUCCGCCGUGACUGCAUGUGGAGCGGCUUCUCCACCCAGGAGCCGCUGGAGAGAGCGGUGAGUGACCUGCUUGCCGUUGGCGCGCCCUCGGGAUACUCGCCCAAGGAGUUCGCCACCCCCGACUACACUCCCGAGCUCGAAGCCGGCAACCUAGCGCCCAUCUUCCCGUGUUUGUUGGGCGAGCCCAAGAUCCAGGCCUGCUCCAGGUCUGAGAGCCCAAGCGACUCCGAGGGUGAAGAAAUCGACGUGACAGUAAAGAAGAGGCAGUCUUUGAGUACGCGGAAGCCAGUCAUCAUCGCGGUGCGUGCAGACCUUCUGGAUCCCCGCAUGAAUCUCUUCCACAUCUCCAUCCACCAGCAACAGCACAACUAUGCUGCCCCUUUUCCUCCAGAAAGCUGCUUCCAAGAAGGGGCUCCAAAGAGGAUGCCCCCAAAAGAGGCUCUAGAGAUAGAAGCUCCAGGGGGAAAGGAUGAUAAGGAAGAUGAAGACAUUGUGAGCCUCCCACCUGCAGAAAGUGAGGCUGCCCAGUCCUGCCAGCCCAAACCCAUCCAUUAUGAUACUGAGAAUUGGACCAGGAAGUACCACAGCUCCCUGGAGCGCAAGAGACGGAAUGAUCAACGUUCGCGGUUCUUGGCCCUGAGGGACGAGGUACCCGCCCUGGCCAGCUGCUCUAGGGUUUCCAAAGUAAUGAUCCUAGUCAAGGCCACGGAAUACUUACAAGAACUGGCGGAAGCCGAGGAGAGGAUGGCUACGGAGAAAAGGCAGCUCGAAUGCCAGCGACGGCAAUUGCAGAAAAGAAUUGAGUACCUCAGUAGCUACUGACCAAAAAGCCUGACCAUUCUAUCUUAAAAAGACACAAGUUUUCUUUUUGAUCUCCCUCUCCCCUUUAGUAACUUGUACAUUUUUGUUACAGCAGGACACUCUGGACAGUAGAUUGCAGAAUGCAUUGCAGCCAGUGCACAAACAAUAUAAAGGCUUGCAUUCUUGGAAACUUUGAAACCCAGCUCUCUCUCUUCCCUGACUCAUGGGAGUGCUUUGUGUUUUCUGGCACCUUUGGCUUCUCAGCAGGCAGCUGACUGAGGAGACUUGGGGUCUUCCUGGCUCACUAUCUCCAAAGAAAAGGCUGACAGAUGCUAUGCAACAGGUGGUGGAUGUUGUUGGGGGCUCCAGCCUGGAGGAAAUCUCACACUCUACAUGAACUUUAGGCUAGGAAAGGAUGUCUCUGGGGUGAUGCAAGGACAGCUGGGUGUGGACGCUCUCCCUGCGGCUCCAUUUUUUUCCAGGAGACACACAAGCUGCCUUGGGUGAAAACAAGCUCAGAGACUUGAUCAACGUGGACCAUUACCUCACUGUCAGACACUACAGUAGCUGAGGAGUUGGAAACCUUACAUAUAUGUAUAUAUGUAUAUAUGUAUGUAUGUAUAUAUGUAUAUAUUAUGAUGUUGACUAACCCCCUUCCUCCCACUCUCAAUGCUGUGACUCAGAACAUUUAAGAGAACUUCGCCUGUAAGUAAUUUGUCUUAAAGCCCUCUGGGCUCUCUUCUCUGAGCGAGGGAACUUUCUGUCUUCACAAGGGACUUUGUGUCUUCACAAGGGACUUUGUCUCAUUCUGCCUCUGUUAUGCAAUGGGUUCUACAGCACCCUUUCCUGCAGGUUAAAAAUAUUUCCCUAAGACACAGGGAAAUGGGUCUUAGCCUGGGGCCUGGGGAAAGUUCCUAAGCCCUGGCUCAUGAACGCAAUCCCUGCCCAGGUGUUUUCUGAGGGGCCCUUGAGGCCCAAUCUUUUCUCAAGGCAGGUGUGAGGCACCUUAGAAGGGAGAACUGUAACACUUCCUCUUUCGCACCUGCCUCUCAUCUCAAUCCUUGACUGAUGAAUUUGAAGUUCUACUAGAACCAUGAAAACUUGUUCCUUUUGUGCAUCUCCAAGGAGCUUGCUGGCUCUGCAGCCACCCUUGGGCCCUCGCACCAGCCUGCAAUGAGUCAGAUGUCUUUCGCAGAAUCUGGGCCUUUCUGAAGUUUUCUGGAGAGCUGUUGGGACUCAUCCAGUGCUCCACAACGUGGACUUGCCUCCUGGUGUGUUUUAAAGGAUCCUCCAGGAGCUCUGCUUAGCCAAUUACGAUGGAUUUUUUUUUUUUUUUUUUGAGACGGAGUCUCACUCUUGUCGCCCAGGCUGGAGGUUAAUGGCAUGAUCUCGGCUCACUGCAACCUCUGCCUCCCGGGUUCAAGCGAUUCUCCUGCCUGAGCCUUCCGAGUAGCUGGGAUUGCAGGCGCCUGCCACCACGCCUAGCUAAUUUCUGUAUUUUUAGUAGAGACGGAGUUUCACCAUGUUGGCCAGGCUGGUCUUGACCUCCUGACCUCAGGUGAUCCACCUGCCUCCAUGAUAGAUUUUGCCCCAGCUGGACUCUGCAGCUCCAUGUGGAAUCCAGGUGCUGCCUCCAGUCUGGGAAAGUCACCCAACCCCGCAGUUGUCAUGUGGGUAACUUCUGAAACCCCUAAGCCUGUCCUGUGAGAAGGACCAGCCUCUCCAGAACUCUGCCUAGGACAGCAGGUGCCUGCUUGGAAGCUGGGAGGAUGGGGAGUGGUAAGUCCUAUUAUAUGUGGCUCUGGAACACCAGCUGCUACUUCCAAAUCUAUUGUCCAUAAUGGUUUCUUUCUGAGGUUGCUUCUUGCCCUCAGAGAACUCCAGGGGAUGUUUGGAAAUAGCCUCUUUACCCUUCUGGAGCAUGGUUUACAAGAGCCAGCUGACUUUUGAAACUGUCUAUGGAACAGGUUAAGUGUAGGUUACUGAUGUUUCACCUGAAUAGCUUGUAUUUUAUAAGCUGCUGUUUGGUAUUAUACUGGGGGAGAGUAUUUUUUAUAUUUUUUGGGGGGUUUUGUUUUUGUUUUUGUGUUUUGAGACGGAGUCUUGGUCUGUCGCCAGGCCAGAGUGCAGUGGCACAGUCUCGGCUCACUGCAACCUCCGCCUCCCUGGUUCAAGCGAUUCUCCUGCCUCAGCCUCCUGAGUAGCUGGGAUUACAGAUAUGUGCCACCACACCCAGCUAAUUUUUGUUUUUUUUAGUAGAGUCGGGGUUUCACCAUGUUGGCCAGGAUAGUCUCAAUAUCCUGACCUCGUGAUCCACCCAUCUUGGCCUCCCAAAGUGUAUAUUGUAUUUUUGUAUGCCUUUUGCAAAGUGGUGUUAACUCUUUCUGUACAAGAAAAAAAAAAAAAAAACCUCUUGGGUAAUUCUGUUAAAAGGGUCUGAAUAGCUUGUGUUUUAUAAGCUGCUGUUUGGUAUUACACUGAGGAGGAGUAUUUUUUACACUGUAUUUUUGUAUGCCUUUGGCAAAGUGGUGUUAACUCUUUUUGUACAAGAAAAAAAUACUCUUGGGUAAUUCUGUUAAAAGGGUCUAAAUAACUUGUGUUUUAUCAGCUGCUGUUUGGUAUACUGGGGGGGAGUAUUUUUUAUAUUGUAUUUUUGUAUGCUGUUUGCAAAGCAGUGUUAACUCUUUUUGUUCAAGAAAAAAAAACUCUUGGGAAAUUCUGUUA